AUGAGCUAUCUGAAAGGCCAGCUAUCAUUCCUGGCGGGUCGCUCCGGUGCGGUUCUGCAAAGCCUUGCGAUUAAAGGGAACACCCAAAGAUUCUUUUCAGCAUCCACCAGAGCUACUUACUCUGCACAUACACAUGUCCAGGCGGGUGCCAACUAUAUCAAGAACCAAGCUGUUGCUAUGGUUACACGUGCGCGUAGUCAGCCGGUUAGAAAGGUUGCAGUUCCUGUUGUUUCUUAUAUGGUGAUUAGUAGCAUAUUCCGCGAUGCAGCCCAGGCCGACGGUAUCAUUCCCGGGGGCGACUCUGUCGGAGGUGUGUUGUUUGCUUAG
Messenger RNA from Sphaeroforma arctica JP610, 327 nucleotides. RefSeq lists its product as hypothetical. NCBI's taxonomy places the organism in Eukaryota, Ichthyosporea, Ichthyophonida. The record is from RefSeq and is a predicted model, not a curated record. The transcript has a single exon. Bases 1 to 327 code for a protein of 108 amino acids.